Molecule: messenger RNA, 5033 nt
Organism: Poeciliopsis prolifica (blackstripe livebearer)
Lineage: Eukaryota; Metazoa; Chordata; Actinopteri; Cyprinodontiformes; Poeciliidae
Gene: sptlc2b
Product: serine palmitoyltransferase, long chain base subunit 2b
Exons: 12
Coding region: 2152-3609 (485 amino acids)
Biological process (GO): ceramide biosynthetic process; sphingosine biosynthetic process
Cellular component (GO): serine palmitoyltransferase complex
Molecular function (GO): pyridoxal phosphate binding; serine C-palmitoyltransferase activity
Source: RefSeq, a predicted model, not a curated record
CAGCGCUCCUUUCUAUUUUGUAUUUCAUAAAUUAAACACAGCGUCCGAUUCGUCCUAUAACGUAUAUAUUUAUGUUUUGCCGUGUUUAUAUAGCGGCUAAAUUCUUGCGUGGGAGUGGUUUCCCUGAGCAGGAACGUGUAAGGCGCGGCUGCUUGUCAGUAUAACAAUAAGUCUCUGCUAAUGUCAUCGUAAUUACCCUGUACAGCUAGCUCCCAACGCUCCUUCCUGGGACUUGACGCAAACAUUUUGUAUUAGACAUUAGCCGUGGCGCAUGGCACACGUUUUUUUUUUUCGUUUCUUGUUCGAAAUGUAAAUCCUGAAAUGCCGGCGUUGCGUUCACAAUUGUCCGUUUCAUAGAGGGCUGCUGGAACGGCCAGCCUUCACUUAUGUAAUUUCGACACUGUUGUGGACUGAGAAACCUGAUCAGGGACGAUUGUAGUGACGACUUCACCCUCCUCCAUCUCCUGCAACUUUACACCCUGUUGUUUCCAUGCCGUAUGCGCAGCCCGGUGAGGUUAGACGGGUCUUCCCUUUGCUGACUUCAGUUUGAAGAGGACAAGUGUGUCGGAGGUGGUGUCUGUCGGAGGGAGGCUCGGCGGUGCUUCGACUUGUCCCAUCAGCUGGAGUGUCUCCAGGCUUGAAAGGGCGCUGUCCAUUUUCGCAGUUUGGUUUUUCUUAAAUGGCACACAUUCUUCAUUCGGGUGUGAACUCCUCUCUCUAUCCAGAGGAAGAUCAGAGUGGAUGUCAUACUUCACUGGUUCAAUUGUUGUCAUCCACCGGGUUCUUGUUUUGAGCAGAUCAGGAGGUUAAGGCAGAGAUGCAAUCCUAUCACAGCUCAAGUUGCUUUCAGUAAGAGGUGGGAUUCAUGGCGUCAAAAGGAAGAACGUUUCCUGGCUUGUCACCAUCCUGGAGUUGUAAAUUGCAAAGAGUCUAAAGUAGAAAUGCACCACCAGCAUAAUAUUUACAAAUGCCUUCCAGAUGCAGUGUUUUGCGAUCGCUGAAGUUGCUGGUUCUGAUUCCAAACCGUCUCUUCCAUCGAGAACGGAGGUCUUCUGACAGAUUUAAAGAGCUGCAGCAAAAGCAAAUGAGGUGGAUUCGCAACGGAUUGCGUCGUGUGUGGGACAUAGAAACUUGAGCCAUUGCUGUGUCAUUGCCAGGCCUGUCACAACAGCGUAUGAAUUGACUCAGAGAUUAAACGAUAACAUUGUUGUUUCGAGACCAUUUUUAAGAAAUACAUUGGUAGGGCAUAAUAAUGUAAGUUCACUCUCUCAAACAUCUAUAAACUUUAAUUUUGUAAAGGACUCUUUACAUUAGAAUCGGAAGAUAUUUUAAACAGAAGUAACAAUAAUGGCCAAUAAAUUGCACAUCACAAAAACAUAAAUCAAAUGAACUACAAAGUUUCUAAACAAAAAUAGCCCUUCAAAAAAUAUUAAUCAUCAGAAUGGAAAUUAUUACACUCCUUUUAAUUGAUCAUGCAAUGAAUUGAUAUAUUGCUUAUUGCGACAGGUUUCGUCAUGACGGAUAUGGCACUGUCAUAGAACAACAAUGUCUUCAGUCAGAGGCUUCUUUGGAUUCUUUGCAAGCCUGACUGCUACUGGAGGUCCUUUCUGCUCACAGCCUCGUCACUCGAAACAACUCUUUGAAGAUAAUUUGAUGAUAUUAGUUAUGGUAUUUGAUUUCCCUUUGGGAUAAAUGAGGUAUUUUGGAUUUGAAGAGAUUUUGGACUGUCUGAUCACUGGUCAGAGCUUGUCCGGCUGAUAAUUGCACGUCCAAAUUUCUAACCAUUUUUGUGUGGUCUCUUCAUAAACAGCGUUGUGGCUCCUUUCAUUGGAUUUGGUCGAUAGAAGUAUCCAAAGAGUGACGCUGCGUAAUUCCACUUUUCUACAUGAAGUUAGAUAUUAUUCAAAACUCUAAUCCAUUUCUAGUUGUAAAUGUUUUUAACCCUGUUUUUUUUUUUUCUCAACACAUUUGACGUAAUUCUGACACGGGGGGAAAAACGUCCCGAUACGGGAAUCCGAAAGGCACGUAAACAAUCCCCUCAGACUGUCUCCACACUGGAAGCAAAAUGCGACCCAUAAUCCCAGGUUGUACAAGAAGCCGUUCGUGGAGUCGUUCGAGGAGACGCCUCUGCUGGUGGCUGUGCUCACCUACAUGGGCUACGGCAUCCUCACCGUCUUCGGCUACCUCAGAGACUUCCUCCGCCACUGGAACAUCGAGAAGUGCCAUGUGGCUCGAGAGAGAGACGAACAGAAGGAUUUCGUGCCUCUCUAUCAGGACUUUGAAAACUUCUACACCAGGAACCUGUACAUGCGGAUCCGGGACAACUGGAACCGGCCCAUCUGCAGCACCCCCGGAGCCAAGAUGGACCUCGUGGAGAGAGUUACCCACAACUACAACUGGACGUUUGAGCACACCGGCAGGGUGGUGAAGGACGUCAUCAAUAUGGGGUCAUACAACUACCUCGGCUUUGCUGAGAACACUGGCACUUGUGCCGAUGCUGCUAUCGAAGUCACACAGAAAUAUGGAGUCGGCGUGGGAAGCACUCGCUGUGAGAUGGGCAACCUGGACAUCCACGAGGAGCUGGAAGAGUUGGUGGCCAGGUUUCUGGGUGUCGAGUCGUCCAUGGCCUUUGGGAUGGGCUUUGCUACCAACUCCAUGAACAUUCCUGCUCUCACUGGGAAGGGUUGUCUCAUCCUGAGUGACGAGCUGAACCACGCUUCGUUGGUCCUGGGCGCUCGGCUGUCUGGCUCCACGAUCCGAGUCUUCAAGCACAACAACAUGCAAAGCCUGGAGAAGCUGCUUAGAGACGCUAUUGUUCACGGACAGCCCAGAACCCACAGACCCUGGAAGAAGAUCCUGAUUGUGGUGGAGGGCAUUUACAGCAUGGAGGGGUCCAUCAUCCGCCUGCCUGAGGUCAUCGCCCUGAAGAAGCGCUACAAGGCGUACCUGUACCUGGACGAGGCCCACAGCAUCGGCGCUCUCGGCCCAAACGGCAGAGGAGUGGUGGACUACUUCGGCCUGGACCCCAAGGAUGUCGACAUCAUGAUGGGAACGUUCACAAAGAGCUUCGGCGCUGCCGGUGGAUACAUCGGAGGCAAAAAGGAGCUGAUCGACUACCUGCGCAGCCACUCUCACAGUGCUGUGUACGCCACAUCCAUGCCCCCUCCUGUGGCCCAGCAGAUAAUCACCUCCAUGAAGAUCAUUAUGGGAGAGGAUGGAACAACUCUGGGCACCGACCGCCUCCGGCAGCUUUCAGAGAACACCAGAUACUUCCGCAGGAGACUCUGCGAAAUGGGCUUCAUCAUCUACGGAAACGACGACUCGCCCGUCGUACCGCUGAUGCUCUACAUGCCGGCCAAAAUCGGGGCUUUCGGCCGGGAAAUGUUGAAGAGGAACAUCGGCACCGUGGUCGUCGGCUUCCCGGCCACGCCUAUAAUUGAGUCGAGAGCGCGCUUCUGCGUUUCAGCCGCUCACACCAGAGAAAUGCUCGACACCGCUCUGGAGGCCAUUAGUGAAGUGGGCGACCUGCUGCAGCUGAAGUACUCCAGACGGGAACAACCUCUCCCCUCUCAGGGAUGGAUGUCUGAAGAGAGCCUCCUUCAGGACUGAACCAGCUCCCAUCUUUUAUUUCCUCCUUCCUAACCUCUCUGCACAACACACAUCCCGAUAGAUUAAUUUAUCCGAUGACAAACACUUGGAGCCUGUCUCACCCACUCAGCUGCUCCGUGUCUGCGAGAAGCGAACCUGUGGCCUGCGACCUGUUCGCAAGACUCGUCACAAAGUGUUUCCAGGGCAUUGCUCGCUUCCUCACACGUCAUGUCUUAAAUCUUUUUAUAUAUCUCUGUUUAUAGAGAUAUAUAUAUAAAAAAUAUAUAUAUAUAAUACGUUUUAUUUGUGCAAUAAAAAAAGAGAAAAGAUUUCAAGAAGCCUAAAACAAAGUAGGGGGAGCUCUGAUGUGGAGAAGAGAUCUGAUCCUAGCCUUUUUGCACGAGACAAACCUGAUGCGUGUAAAUAUUAUUUAUCGCAAAAGGAAAGGCGUAUUAUUUCACACACACACAGACGAUUCCCGGUGUGUUUUGAUCCGAUCGCUUCUACUUGAAUCUGCUCAUAGAAUAUUGGAUUUUCUUUUUGUUGUUUUGUUUGUUCCCCCCCCAACCAAAGGUUAUUGCAUAUGUAUAGAUAUAUUUUCUACAUUUCUCUUGAAAUGCAAAGCAGAUAUUUCCAAAAGAAAAACAUGUAACUGGGGGGAAGAAAAAAAAAAAGACAAAAAAAUCCCAGGAGCAAGACUGACGAAAAAUAUUUUUUUACCGCUUAUUUUCUAUUAAUAGUCCUGCAGCCUAAUUUACUGUUUACACCUGCACUCAAACACUUGAGCCAAGUGUCUUUAACAUUUCUUUGAGGUAAACGGCCAACAUGUAUAUUCUCCAUUCUGCUCACUAAAGUGCUUCUAUGUGAAUAUCCGAGCAUGACGACGCGCUGCAACUUCGGUCUGUAUGCAUGACGAUGCUGCUCCAAACCUCAUCCGAUAUGUACAGAACACUUUUUAUUUAUUGAAGAACGCCGUCUCGUCGUUUCGCUAUCUGUUUUUGAAAGGCAGCUCUAAAACAUGCUACAGUCGAGAAGAUCUAUUGGAAUCAAUUACACGCGUUAACAUCCGCACUGUACCACUGACAGGCGCUCGAAAUGCCGAAUGACGUUGGUAGGAAAGUUUUAUGUACAUCCACGUAAAUAUAUACUCUGAAUGUUCUUUAUUUAUUGUUUUUUUUUUUCACCAUGAUUUUUACAUUUUGUGAUCAUCCACUGAAACAGCAUUCCAUAAUCAUUUUUUGCUUUCAGUGUGUAGCUGUCAUUUUGAUCAGUUUUUAUGUUGUUGUUUUUUUGGUAAACCGUCUGCUGUCCAGUUUCAAUGUGAGUCAUUUUUGUUCUGUCACUACUGUUGUCAGCUGAAGGUGUUGGUUGUUGGUCAGAAAGUUGUCUGUUGUCUGUCAACGUGUUCUUUUAUGCUGAUAAAAAAAAAUAUCAACAAACAUUAA